Schistocerca gregaria is the source of this 7266-nucleotide messenger RNA. Its product is annotated as dnaJ homolog subfamily C member 10-like. Bases 521 to 2863 code for a protein of 780 amino acids. The transcript is spliced from 12 exons. The record is from RefSeq and is a predicted model, not a curated record. Lineage: Eukaryota; Metazoa; Arthropoda; Insecta; Orthoptera; Acrididae.
UCAACGUGAUUGGAGUAAAUGUAACAAUGCAAUUACAAAGUAAGUGAGAAACACUGUGAAUUAAAAGUUUCUUCACAGAACAUUAGAAAAUAAGACUCUUUGUACCUGUAAUGCUUUAUUUCACCAGUGACUCAAAGCAGAUAGUCAAAAACACAUGUACAUAAUAAGAAAAAAAUCAUUCGACGCACUGAACCUGAGAUUUGUAGAACAGUAGCAACAGAACAUCUCUGCGAUAUGUCGCAGCCGACUGUCAACCAGAGUAUUUAACCAUAAGCGCAGCAAUUGUAUGAAUAGGAAGCUUGUUUUGUAAAGACCGGUGUCUGUGCGCAGCACAAAAUUUGUACAUAGUUUACGAGGCAUACAUUAUUGUUUCCUGUUUUUGUUGUCAUAUGAAUCUCCGAUCCUAACAGAAGGUAGACGACUUGGAUGAUGUGGACCGCCCACACUUUGACAGAAGUGGAUGCUUGAACACAGCAACAUAUACCGCAUAUUUAUAUCAAGAAUACUCACUGUUUGAACGAUGGUUACGCUGGGACUAUCCAAGUUUUUGAUUUUAAUGUUGGUGGUUAGUAGUUUGGCACAAGAUUAUUACGAACUUCUAGGUGUAACAAAAAGCGCAAAUGACAAAGAAAUAAGAAAAGCCUUUAAAAAACUAGCUGUAAAAAUGCACCCCGAUAAAAACAAGGACGAUCCAGAUGCUCAUGCGAAUUUUGUGAAGCUCACGAAAGCAUAUGAAGUUCUAAAAGACCAGGAGUCCCGAAAGAAAUACGAUCUAUUUGGAGAAGAUGGUGUAAAAACAACCGGACAGCAAACAUAUCAUUCCUGGAGUUAUUACCGGGAUAAUUUUGGCAUAUAUGACGACGACCCCCAGAUUAUAACACUGAACAGUGCCGAUUUCGAGGAAAGUGUCCUUGGGUCAGAUGCUCUCUGGUUCAUAAACUUCUACUCUCCGAUGUGCUCCCAUUGUCAUACUUUGGCUCCUGUGUGGCGUCGGCUGGCACAAGAACUUGAGGGUGUUGUUCGGUUUGGUGCUGUCAACUGUGAAGAGGAAUGGGUUCUUUGUCGUCAAGAACAGAUUCAUUCAUAUCCUUCACUGUUCCUGUACCCAAUGAGAGAAAGAUAUGUUGGUGAUCGUGAGAUGCCACAACUAAAAGAGUUCAUACUGAAGAGACUGCAAGUCGAAAUUAUUAAGAUUGAUGGUGAUACUUGGAAGAUUUUGUCAAAUCCAGAUGACCAGUACCAGGGCAUUCCGUGGGUUCUCUUCUUGCUUGAUGGAACAUCAGACAUUGAACAAGAGGAAGUAAGGCUCAUAGUAGCUGCCAUGUUGGAAGGCUUGGCGCUUGUUGGAGAGGUGAACUGUGUGGUGAGUCAUGCAUUGUGCCAGGAAGUUUCUGGUGGGCGAACACAUCCUAUUGGCUUAAUUAUCUUUUGGAAGAACAAGGACUCAUUGUACCCGCUUGACACAGUGACUUCAGCAAAAGAUAUUACUGAACAGGUGCUUUCAUUUCUCCCACAUGCCACAGAAUUUGAUGCUGAGACAUUUGAGGAUAUGCGUACACAACUCCGUUUAGAUCCAGAGGCACCAUUCUGGCUGGUACACUUUUAUGCAGGGGUCGAAGAUGUAAAGCAGUCACUAGACUUGAAAAGAUUGCCCGCGCUUGUGGGGGACAUAAAACUUGGCAGGUUCCACUGUGGAAGGGCUGUAGAUGCUUGUCGUGCACUACCAGUGUCUAGAUAUCCACUGUUUGCACUGUUCAAGCCUGGCGGUGGUCAUGAAGUUCAUCAUGGUCGUGAGACAGCAUACGAUAUAGCAACAUUUGCCAGACACAGUCGUGCAGCUCCCUACAUGCGAUCGAUAACACCCGAAGAGUUCCUUCAGCAGACUCAAGAAGGUGGUUCCUUUUUUGUCGACUUCUUUGCACCAUGGUGUCCACCUUGCUUACGCUUGCUGCCAGAGCUCCGAAAGGCUAGUGGUACAUUGGGUGGCAGUGUAACUUUUGCAACUCUGGAUUGCUCUCAGCACGCAGCCUUUUGCCGUCAACAGUCCGUACGCUCCUAUCCGACUACAGUGUUGUACAACCAUACUGGCACGCAUCCACAUUUCUUCCAUGGGAGGACAGCAAGUGAUCUGGUUGACUUCAUAAGAGAUGUGCUGCAUCCAGUAGUUGUGGAACUGACAGAGAAGAACUUUGAGUCUACAGUUGCCAGUAAACCAGUCGACCAUAUGUGGCUUGUUGACUAUUUUGCUCCAUGGUGUGGUCCUUGCCAGCAACUUUCUCCCCAAUGGAGAAAGCUCGCCAAGCUUUUGUCUGACCAACGAAACAUUCACAUUGGAGAAGUCAACUGUGAGCGUGAGCCAUCAUUGUGUGUGCAACAGGGUGUCAGAACUUAUCCAACAAUUAGAUUAUACCCUUUUGGUAGUGUUGGACUUGCCACAUUUGCGAUGUAUUCAGGAUAUCAUCGUGAUGCACGUUCCUUGCGACAGUGGGUAUACAACUUUUUGCCAUCUUCUGUGGAAUCACUAACCCCCGGCUUGUUUGAGGCCAGAGUUCUCAGAGACACAGGUGAAAUGUGGCUUGUCGAUUUCUAUGCUCCGUGGUGUGGCCAUUGUGUCAGCUUUUCGCCAGAAUUCCAGUUAGUUGCACAGAAACUCGAAGGGCGUGUGCGGUGUGCAAAAGUCGAUUGCGAAAAAUAUCGCAGCCUUUGUGUGCAGCAGCAAGUGAAUGCAUAUCCUACAGUGAUAUUCUACCCGGGCAGACGUGAAAUUUCCAGCCAGUCAGCAGAGCAGAUAAUUCGUCGUGUUGAGGAGUUCAUUGCAGACUUGCAAAGAGAUGAUAAAUAUAAUAGACAUGAUGAAUUUUAAACUUAGCAAAAAGUAACAAUUAGCAAAAUACACAAAAAGAAAGGCCCAAAAGUAAGACGGAUGCAUUGUAUUCAGCAACUGUUCCAACCAUCUUGGCUUGAUGUUACCAUAUAAGCUUUCCAGUAUUGUGGCACAACACAGUAAUGAAGACACAAACGCUGUUUACUACAGUGUUCAAGUAUACUAUGUAUCAUACUUUUGUAUGAACAUGUUAUGUCAGCAGCUUGCUAUAGGCAGAAAAAGAAUCUAAUGUGAUUUUAUUAUUAUUAUUAUUAUUAUUAUUAUUAUUAUUAGAUCUUUGAUACUGAGAUCUGCAGUCUGUGAUACAAUUACUCAUAUUGCAACAAACUAUUUUGUACAUUAGUGUUACUGUGGUAAUUAACAGAGUAAGUGGUUUCAAUGCGUUGUACUUCACACUGUACGUCACAUACUAGUUUUCACGCGUAAUAAUAAGCUUUUGCAAGAACCACAAAGUUGCUGUAAAUAGAUUCCCUGAAAUGCAAACGUGAUAUUCUGUGUUGAUUACAGUUCCUUAAGAGUGGUUCUUGUCUUUUCUGUACCAAUUUUUGUGAAAAUUUUUAUAAGUAUCACACGUUUUAUCUUAAUGUUAUUUAUACUUGUUUGCUGUAUUUCCAUUAUUUCACCAGACAGAGGGCACAGAUUUCAGCAGUGUAGUUUCCAAAAAAUAGGGAUUUGGAGGGUGAUGUACUUUACUGCAUUUUCAUUCAGUACAGCACUCAAUGAUCUGCUGCUCAUUCUGUUAGCAGUUGUAAUAUUUUUUUUUAUCAAAUAUUCCAUUAUUUGUAAAGCAAACACAACCUGUGUAGUGAAAUUAGCAACUGUUUAGUGAAAUAAGCGAUUUUACCGGUACGUACAGAAUGUAUUUACCAUAUCGAUUUUUUUUUUGGAGUUAGUUUAUCAUUAUUUUACUGAUAUUGGAUUUAAAUGUAAUUUCACAGGUAUAACAGAAGUAUUAUUGUGUGUGAAUCUCAUUCCCUAUUUUUUGUGGUAUAACUCUGUUAACUUGUUGCUGUAUGAUUGGUGCCAUGGUUGAAAAAAUGGCAGUCACUAUUCUGUGUCGUUGAAAUAAUCAUUCUUUGUGAUUUGGGCUCUGGAAAUAUUUCAUAUUUCUCAUAGCUCUCACCUACAGGGCUUCCAAGCUUUUCUGGAUGAAAACUGAUAUUGCCAUUAAGAGUUUGAAUGUGAUAAAAAUACACAUUCUCACUACUAUGAACAAUAUCCAGCUGAAAUAAAGCUCUUCAUUGAGUUUAUCUGGCAUGUUCUUGAACUUUUUCUUCGUCUGUUUAAGAAAUUGAUAAAAUUAGGCAUGUCAAGUGAUGAUUCAUUACCACCAUUAGUUGAAUUUCCACUAAUGUUUAGGAUACACAAUUUUUCAUUUAAUCAUUCACACUUCAUGUUUCGUAAAGACCAUUAUGAAGGAGAGCAAUUGGGAGUACGUAAUACAUUAAGUUUUAUUGGUAUAUUCCCUCAUGUGUCUUAACAUUAUUUCCAAAUCAAACCUGUAGUGACAAAAAAUACGAAGUUAAACUUCUUUGAAAAAAAUAGUGAAUGUUUAUCUAUGGAAAUACAAGAAAAAAUCCUGUAACUUAAUACUUUCUCAUUUGUCGUCAAGAAAAAUAUUUAAAUUUAAUUUUGCUGACCAUUUAGCAAGUUAUGAGACUAAAUUGGCAAUAUGAAUUAAUCUUUUAAGAAUCCAAUAAUGAAUGUUGUUUUGAAAUGUCUGUAUAAUUUUAUUUGAAAUUACACUAUCAUACAUUAGAUAUUUCAAUGUUUGUUGUAUUUAAGUCAUUGAAUGAUUAUUGAGGCAAGGAAAUCUCAAAUUCUAAAAUAGCUCUCUCUCUCUAUCUAUUUCACAUAAGUUGUAAAGUGUUUCACAUUUUCAAGUCAAUCUGUAAUAACAAACUGAUUUGGAUUAUUGCUUUGUAUUUCAGUACACAAAAUAACCAUUACAGUUCAUUGCCAAACUGAGAUCUGCUGUGAGGAAUAUUAGAGGGACAUACAAUACUUCCAGUUGUUGUUUCCAUAUCAUUAUGUAUGAUACCACCUUUGCAGUAUUGUUCUCAUACACUUAAAAAAUUGGACUGUAAUGUCUGAAAAAUUAUUUUCGUAUAAUGAUGAUUUUUAUUGGUCUUUAAUGUUAUAAUUUAUUUUCUCAAGGAAAUUGAUCUAAUUCUGCUUAAUAUCAUGGGGCCUGCUCAUUCUUUCCCACCAUUUUUUCACUAAUAUUCGUGUAGUUGUUUGUGUAAUAGGGAUGUAAAGGGAUAUGGUUUCCUGUGAUGAGUUGGAAAUCUAUUCAAGACUGAUUAUGCUGCAAAUACAAUUGACUUUGUAUGUAUAGUAUUAUUUGAACAUGUGUUUAAAGUUUACAGUCACCGCUAAUUCUUGAAAGGUGGUGAUGGCUUCACUUCAGUGCUCUAGAGCCAUACAGUGCUAAGCACAAAAUAUUUAUGACCUGAUGGUAAGGACCAUACAGGGUGUACUUGAAGGUGCUCACCUUUUUCUUACAUGACACACAUGCUGUAUUAUUGGCUCUUGCAUAAAAUGAUAUAGCUGUGUUACUUUUCUGUGUUUACUGCGUAUCAUACUUUUAUGUCUGUUAAGUAUACCUAAUAUCUUUUUAACUUAUUUUUAUUUAUUUGCUCUACAUAACUGUAAAUUUUAAUGUUUAGAAGUUAGUAGCAGUUGGAAAUCAGAUUACACUUACAUUUAGCUUAGUUACUUUGGUUAAAUAAUAAAGUGAUAAUUAAUUAUUUGUGAAGUUGGCAGGAAAGGAGAUAAAGGGGUGGGGGUGGGAGGAGGUGGUCAUUGCUAAGCACUGUAAACUGGUUUUGGCUGUUGUGUUCUUGGUAAGUCACCAUUCACCUUACUGUUGUUUACAAAGACAAUUAUCACAGUGUAUUGGUAAAGUAUGAAAUUAGUGUUGCUAUUUCUCAAUGUAAAUCAGACUUGUUUGUGUAUUUGGCUGUCAUUAUUAUAGACCUAUUAGUUUGUUUAGUAGAAAGGUGGGAGGGGGGGGGGGGGCAUAACAGUGAAACAUCUUGAGAAUCGACAAAUGGUUAUAGCUAUACUAAUGUAAUAGUUCUGUGAAAGUUUUGUUGUAUGGAUGAUGGUAUGUUUGAUGGCUGUUUGACACCGGAACCCAUUCUCUCCAUUGAAGUUAAAAUGUGUAAUGUUUUUUAUGAGUUCAGUGUCUUAUUCUGAUGAACAGUUCACAGUAAAGCUUAAAAGGUAGUGUGUCCUCACCAUUUUCCUCUUUGUUGUUUAUUUUAAUGUUUUGAUUGAUGAAAAUUUAACAUCUGAGAAUCAUGUAUUUCCUCUUCACCAUCUGUUUAAAUAACGUAUCUAAUUGGUGAGCCAAGGUCAACUUUCUUAUUUCUUUAAGUGCACAAAUACAUUUCUGGUGACUGCCAUUUGCUACGUGUCCACAUCUAGUGAGGUUGUUGUAAUACACUAGCAACCAGUCUGCCUUGAAAAUGAUGAACAAAGUGAUAAAAUCUGUCUGAUUUCUUUGAGGUGUUUCGACUGUGUGCCAUUUAUCAUUCAGUCACAACACAUCAACGAAUGAGCCAAGUAUGGACAUGUACGCUAUUUAUGAAGGAAUCUGUACUUGUAACUGAUCAUUGCAUAGCCAGCCAACUUGUGGAUAUGGUUAAAAAGAUGCAGCAACACAAUACAGCAAUCUUAUUUAGAUCAUAACAUAAAUAAUUUCAGAGUUAAAGGAGAUAAUUCACUGAAUAGUAUAAGCAUUGAGUUAUUGACAGGCAUACAAAAAAUAACAAAAACUUUUUCUUUUGUAUGUGCCUGUUAACAACUCAACACUUUCUUCUAUUAUUAGGUGAGUUGUCUCCUUUACAUCUAAAUUAUUUACAUUCCACCAGUACUUCCUUUAUCAUAUUUAGGUCACAACAAUAAUGUGAGGUAGUGAUAAUGUUGAAAAGUACAGUUGUAAAGAAAUGUUCAUGGAAUUAAAUACUUAAAAGCUAUAAUGAGAUAUGCUAAUUUAUGAUUAAUUCAUGUUUUGUAAGUGCUGUGUACUUUCUGUGUGGUGAACAAAUUUUUAUGUAUUAGGGUAAUGUUCCUUUGCUAUUUUCCUCUUUGGGAGAGGAAAUGGGUAGAGAUUAUGAAUCUCAUCAUUAAUGGAAGCUGGAACUUUUCAUUCCGAUGCACUUAUGUGGAUCGAAGGAUUGUAUGUUUAAUGUGCAUAAAGAUAUAUUGACACAUUCAAAGUUAUGAAUAUUUGUUACAUUUUCCAUAUUGUAAAUGUUCCAGUUGUCUGUUCAGUGCAGUAAUAAUUUUCUUAUAUGGUCCCAAAUAUAUAGAGCUGUAAAAGGAAAUAUGUAUAUAUUUUAAAAAUGGAAGUAAUAAAUGAUUUUAAGUAUAAA